AAAGGGCUGCAAAGUGUAAAAUUGGAACUUUCGAUCAUGUUUCCAGAUUUGAACUCUUUGACAAAUUUCAGCGAAAAAAGCCCUCCCAAGAGGAAGUUUGUGUUAAUAUCAGAUUGUCAGAAUGAUGGAAGCUUCCUUAUACAUCACUUUCUUACCAUGUACAUUAAAGGAGGUUUUAAAGUAUUUUUUGUUGCAUUAGUCCAGUCCUUCUCUCAUUACAACAAUGUGGCUCAGAAACUAGUAAGUAUAAAUCUGUUUAUUUGUCAUUUAUUUAUUUAUUUAUUUAAUAUCAAUUUUUUUCCUCUACUUAUUACUCUAUUGUCAAUAAAUUUACUUCCUGUGAGAGUCAAUGUGGAUACAGGCAUCUUUGUUUUUGUCUGCAGAGGUCAAACCUUUACACUUCAGCCUCUGUGCAACAGAAUCAAGUCGUCUCUUGGUAAAGAGACAAAACCUUGUUUGCUGCUGAUUGAUGAUUUAACAGCUCUUCUGUCCAUUGGCAUACAUGUCCAGGAUGUUAUCAAUUUCAUUCACUAUUGCUCUACUCUGAUGUGCUACUCUCCAUCCAUGGUACACGUAAACAUUUUAACCCUAGUACACAAUGACAAUGAUGUAGAUGAUGAAGAGUCACUAUUACUAUGGAAACAGCUGUGCUAUGUCGCGCACAUGGAACUUCAUGUCAGAGGGCUUAACAGUGGCUACUGUAAAGAUGUCCAUGGUCAGCUCACCAUAACUAGCAGAGACCAGAACAAAGUGAAACAUAGUUCAAAGGUUGUACAGUAUAAGAUACAUGACAAGACUGUCACAUGCUUUGCUCCUGGACUGUCCAAGGCUGUUCUUUAGUGUUAAGGAGACCAACACAAAUGGAAAACAGUUAAUAAGAAGGAUGUGAAGUGACUGUAGAAUAUCUGCAAAAAGAUGACAUUAGUGCAGCUUUUUCUGACUUAGCCAUACAGAAAUAUACUGACCAAGAUCCGCCUCUGCAGCAGGCUACCUAAAGUACCAUACUAGGGGGGACCUGUGGGGUGACUGUACUAUAGGAGAGCCUAUAUCAAGUGUGGGUAGCAUAUGAAGUGAUCUCACCUUCUUGUCAAUGACUUCAAUUUCAAGACAGGAUCAGAGCAACUUUGCCUCCUGAGUUAACUGAUGAUCAAUCCAUCAGCAGUAAAAAACUGAACAUACUUAAAAAGUUGUUGUUGUUGUUGUUAUUGUUGUUGUUUUUAAGUAAACCUUUUGAAUGAUGGCGGUAAAGGUAACGGCCUGUCCUUUCACUUUGCUGGCAUGAAAAUUUUCAUUUAGACUUUUAAGGGCAACCAAAAGUAGGAGCUUGGCAAGAUGUGUCCACUCACCCGUUAUGCCUGUCCCAGUCCUCUCCUUUGUUGUAGUUGUUGCUGCUACACUGUACUACCUCUGUUUGAACUGCUGAAGAGCAGCAUGUUCAACACUACAUUGGGCCAAGUGGCCCAUACAGCCUGAACUUAUUUCCCCGUUUCUAUAGCAUUAAAUGACUAGGAGUAUUUCUACUCCCCCCUGGAUGGGAUGCUCAUCCAUCACGUGCACAAGGUUAGCCUCCAAAUUCCCUGGUACCCAUUUAUACUCGUGGGUGGAGAGAGGCACUGUGAGAGUAUUAGAAAUGUAUUGCCCAAGAACACAAUGAGGUGACCCCAGCAAGGGCUCAAACUUGACUGCUCAAUCUGAAGUCCAGUUUCCUAACCACUAGGCCACCUCAUGUCCAAGAAGCAUGCAUAC
Molecule: messenger RNA, 1746 nt
Organism: Orbicella faveolata
Lineage: Eukaryota; Metazoa; Cnidaria; Anthozoa; Scleractinia; Merulinidae
Product: elongator complex protein 6-like
Biological process (GO): tRNA wobble uridine modification
Cellular component (GO): elongator holoenzyme complex
Source: RefSeq, a predicted model, not a curated record